This is a messenger RNA of Helianthus annuus (common sunflower), 840 nucleotides long. Its product is annotated as ethylene-responsive transcription factor SHINE 2. The record is from RefSeq and is a predicted model, not a curated record. Gene Ontology annotation, molecular function: DNA-binding transcription factor activity; DNA binding. Bases 76 to 657 code for a protein of 193 amino acids. Gene Ontology annotation, biological process: regulation of DNA-templated transcription. NCBI's taxonomy places the organism in Eukaryota, Viridiplantae, Streptophyta, Magnoliopsida, Asterales, Asteraceae. The transcript is spliced from 2 exons.
GUAUGUUUGAUUGAUCUUGUACUUUAUCUUCUCCUAUAAAUCCUUUGGACAGUGAAGACACAACACUUAUUAAUCAUGGUACAUUCAAAGAAGUUCAGAGGUGUCAGGCAAAGACAAUGGGGUUCUUGGGUUUCUGAGAUCAGACAUCCACUCUUAAAAAGAAGAAUUUGGCUAGGGACAUUUGAGACAGCAGAAGCAGCAGCAAGAGCAUAUGACCAAGCAGCCAUUUUGAUGAACGGUCACACCGCAAAAACUAAUUUUCCAGUGACCAACAAAAAUGUUUCCGGCAACCAACACUCUCCGGCAUCCAACACGGAGAUACCGGCAGCCACACUGGCCGCGAAGCUGCGUAAAUGCUGCAAAGAUCCAUCACCUUCACUAACAUGUUUACGUCUUGAUAGUGAUAGCUCUAACUUUGGAGUUUGGCAGAAACGACCCGGAAAAGGAUCCGGAUCCGGGUGGGUCAUGAAGGUGGAGCUUGGUGGCAAGAGGAAAGCGGUGACGGUGGAGGAGACGACGACUUCGAUGGCGGUGGAAAAUGGUGGUGGUUCUGGUGAUCAAGCAAUUGAUGAUGAAAAUAAGGCGGUGAUGCAAAUGAUUGAAGAGUUGCUUAAUUGGAAUUCAACUCCACCUUCACUUUGUAUAGUUAAUAGUUGAUUAAUUAACCAAUAUGGUGUUUAUAAUAAUUUUAUAUAUAUAGUAAUAGUAAUAGUAAUCCUCUCAAACCAAUCAUUUUUAUGGAAUUAUAGGUAUAUUGUAAGAAGAUGUGAUUUUGUUUCACAGAAUAAGGUUGUAAGCUUUUAUCAUAAAGUAUAAAAGGCUACUUUGAUUGUUACCAUA